Stomoxys calcitrans (stable fly) is the source of this 542-nucleotide messenger RNA. RefSeq lists its product as uncharacterized. The transcript has 2 exons. Lineage: Eukaryota; Metazoa; Arthropoda; Insecta; Diptera; Muscidae. Bases 182 to 484 code for a protein of 100 amino acids. The record is from RefSeq and is a predicted model, not a curated record.
GGCACUUGUGGUAUUUGUCUCUGAGAGCCUAACGGCCCAUAAAGAAAAGCAUUAUUUCUAUAGACAGAAAAAACCAUUAUUAUUAACCAUAUCAAGAACACAUUAUAGUAUCGAUAAUACAACAGAGCAAGUGUAUCAUAAGUGAUUUGAGCAGUGCAUAGUGUUUAAAUCAGAAACUAGAAUGCCUUUCAAAUGUUGUUGCUCAAAUUCUGAUGGCGAUUCGGUUUCAAACAAGUCCUGGACACCGGGUGUGGUCAAUAAAAGUUUUGAUACUGUCGAAAACAAACAACCUCAUGCUGUAACAAAUCAACCUCGGUCCAGUGAUUCGACACCAACAAACACCAUGGGCCGUCCAUCGACAGCAAGCAAUGAUAGCGAAACCUUUUCGAAAAUCGAUUUGAAUUUGAAUAUCUUUGAGAAAGAUCGUUUUACGGAUAUGUCAAAGACCAUACAUAAAAGUCAAAUGAAUCUAAAUGAUAUAUAAAUUUUGUAUUAUUUUCUAUAUGUAUAAGAAUAAACUUUAACCUGUGUAUAUUUAUUAA